Exophiala mesophila is the source of this 2301-nucleotide messenger RNA. RefSeq lists its product as uncharacterized. The transcript has a single exon. Lineage: Eukaryota; Fungi; Ascomycota; Eurotiomycetes; Chaetothyriales; Herpotrichiellaceae. Bases 1 to 2301 code for a protein of 766 amino acids. The record is from RefSeq and is a predicted model, not a curated record.
AUGGCUCGCCACAAGCUUGUCCAAGUCUUUUACAGCCAUCAGCAAAACCUCAACGACGGGUCCCCAUCUCAGGCGGUGUCGCUGUUGCAAACCCAUCACUCUCGUGACCCUAAAGUGUCUAACUCGAUGCCCUUGGACAUGGCUCACAAACGCAAUACCAGCAGAGGCUCAUUCUCCUUCUUCAGCCUCGAUACAAUCCGCUCUCUCAGUCGAGCGGGAACACGACAAGGCAUGUCUCAAUUGCAUCAAAACGGCCAGGAACUAACAGAAAUUCCUACAGCAGCUCGAGUGCCCUCUGAGGCCAGCCUCGUCCCGCGCCCUACCUCGGUCUUGUCCUUCCAGUGUGAUCCCAACAGUCAACCACCCCCAUCCCCAACGCCCAACCGCAACCUCUAUUCCUCUAACGAGUCUUUGACCCAAAUUGAGCCUGUGCAGACACCAAUUCCUGUCCCAAAGCCCAAAACAAUUAUCGCUACUGGCACUCCAAGACCUCGUGACAAUGACCCGGACGCCGAAGGCGAGGUUGACGGUGACCGAAGCCGUCGUCCCAGAACCCAUCGACUCCGUCCCUUGUCUUGGUUCUCUCUCUCAGGGUCCUCUUCGAGAGCCCAGUAUCCCCGAAGUCUCUCCGUCCACCUGACCAAGACCGCCAGCUCGUCAACCGUUGCGAGGAGUGUCAUCUCUGCACCAAUACUUACAAGCACUACAAAUCAAGCAGUUGCACAGAGGGAAAACGUUCCUCAUAGCGAAUUGUCCGAAGCUUCCUUUACGCAGACCCCUUGGAAUCCCCAGACAGGAAAGACUGCACAAGCCAUCCCUGAUCGACUCACCGACAGCAUAUCAGCCUCGGCGACAAACUCUAGUGCCACUCCCAGUGGUCCAAGAACGACUUCCAGAAGAAGACGUAUUCUCCGAUUAGGCGAUGCAUUCCGUGUCAAAUUGAGAGGUUCUCCAUUGGUCGAUUCUGGGGAGAAAGUCCCUAGUACCUCACAAGACAAUGGAUAUGGAAAACUCAUACCCACAGAUGGACUUUCUGUUACGUCUCCAACACAUCCGCUUGAGCAUAAUUUCGAUCUUUAUAGGGCAAAAAUGAAAAAGCUCACCAGUCGCGGUUGCGCUCGCCGCAAGCCUUCAGGCAACGAUUAUCCGCCCACAACAAAAGACCCACCGCUUCUGGCUGAGCUCACUCAGGAUUCAAACCUCGAUCACUAUGAGAAUGACUCUGCCUUUGGGUCUCUGACUCGAUCCUUUGCCAGUGCUGUCGACAAACUCGACUUUCAAGCGUCCCUGCCACGCAGCGUGUCGAACAUGUCUUUCCUAAAAUCCAAGUCAUCUUACUUUAGCCUGAAAAAGGGGGUAGGUCAAGACGAGAAACACGGUGCAAUUGUCGAAUCCCAACCUGAUAUGUCGGCCACCAUUGAAUCCACCAUCUUACCAGAGCGCAAGAACGCUCCAAAGGCAAAGAUGAAAGAUGGCUCUGCCACAGCUUUGACAACCGUCGAAGUUCUUGCUGCGCGUCAAAAUGUGCCCCGACCUCAGAUAUUUUCUGUCGAUCACAAUGCAUACAUCUCUUCAGAUCCAAUCCAGCAUUAUCCCCGGGGGGUCAAUCCGUUGAGAAUGCACCCCCCAGAGUCAGGCCAACCCGCUGCCAGCCCGCUGCCGCAGAGAGCCGACACCCCAAGUCAAUUGAGCGAAGACGGUGCUGACUCAAUCACUCUGGAGGAUGCACCAAUCUAUUCGCCAUCCCUUGGCGACUUGAGCCAAUAUUCUCGAGACACACCACGCUCGCACAAGAAACCCGCUUCGCUGACGAAGAAAAGACGUGAAGUGACAGGUGGUGACACUCCAACCAGACAAGUUCACGCCAGAAGCAAGCCACCCUCGCGGGGAGAGUUAAAGAAGAGCGGGAGCGGGUUUGGCCUUUUCAAUAAAGCCAAGGAAGCCAAACAGAUGCAUGGGAGAAUUGACCAGAGCGCUGCAUCUAGCGGCUCCUUCAAAGGGAGAGCUACCCCAUUGAAAGAACGUGAUGCAAAUCAAAGCAUGGCCUCUCAAGAUGGGCAAGGAAUCAGGAAGAGUCGGAGUCUUGUGUUUGGAGGACUAUUGAAAACGAAAACGGAACCGGCCUCGAGGUCUUCAACACCUGUACCUUUUCAACCUGCCACUCCGUCUCCUCUUCGAAAUGUGACACGUAUACGACGGAGUCAGUCCAGGUCUACGGUCCAGGAUGUUCCCACCCGACCUCGAAGCCGCAAACUCUCAAAAGGUCGGGCGGUGAGUGAACUGGUGGAGCUGAGCAAGUAG